Molecule: messenger RNA, 2668 nt
Organism: Musca vetustissima
Lineage: Eukaryota; Metazoa; Arthropoda; Insecta; Diptera; Muscidae
Exons: 9
Coding region: 29-2668 (879 amino acids)
Biological process (GO): protein histidyl modification to diphthamide
Molecular function (GO): diphthine-ammonia ligase activity
Source: RefSeq, a predicted model, not a curated record
CCACAGACGAAAAAAAAACUCGGUCAAAAUGCGUGUCGUUGCCAUGGUAAGCGGUGGCAAGGAUAGCUGCUACAAUAUGAUGCAGUGUGUGGCUGAGGGUCAUGAAAUUGUUGCAUUGGCCAAUUUACAUCCCAAGGAUAGAGAUGAACUUGAUAGCUUUAUGUAUCAGACCGUUGGUCACAUGGGCAUUGAAAUUCUGGCAAAGGCCAUGGGCUUGCCAUUGUAUCGUCAGGAGACCAAAGGCAAAAGUACACAGACGGGCAAACAUUAUGUGCCCACGGACAAUGAUGAGGUGGAGGACUUGUACAAUUUACUGGCCACGUGUAAGGAAGAAGUACAAGCCGAAGCUGUUGCCGUUGGUGCCAUACUCUCCGAUUAUCAGCGGGUUCGUGUGGAAAAUGUUUGCAGUCGCUUAAAUUUGGUAUCACUAGCCUAUCUAUGGAGGAGAGAUCAGACUGAACUGCUACAGGAAAUGAUUGAUUGUCAAGUACAUGCCAUAUUAAUAAAGGUAGCAACAUUAGGUUUAGUUCCUGAUCGUCAUUUAGGGAAAUCUCUAAGAGAGAUACAACCACAUUUAUUAAAAAUGCGUGAUAAAUACGGUUUGAAUGUAUGCGGUGAGGGUGGUGAAUAUGAAACAUUCACCCUAGACUGCCCGCUAUUCAAGCAACGUAUUGUGGUGGAAGAUGUUCAAACUGUUAUUAGCUCAGCCGAUCCGAUCUGCCCUGUGGGCUAUAUAAAUUUCACCAAAUUAUCGCUACAACCCAAAGAACCGCAACAGAGCUGUGAUGUAUUUGUGAAAAAAUCUCUGGACUAUAUAAGUGACCUCAAUGAAUCGACAUACAGUGACCUCAGUGAUCCCGAUCUCAGUGAAACUGAAUUGGAACUCAUCGAAAAGGAGACACGCAUGCGUGAAUCUCUCAGCCAGAAUGAAUUGAUAUCGCGCAGCAAUUCAUUUGGUCGACAUUUGGCCACCUCAUCAUCACCCAUACCGAUUGUGACGAAGAGCGCAAGCGUUGAUGAACAGACACCAUCUUCGUUGCUCUCCUCGUCGGCUGCUCUGUGUGCUGCCUCAUUGCAGGCCGGUAGUUUUGGCCCGCCACGUCCGUUGGGCAGUAGCACAGCAGCAGUUUGUGGUAGUUUGUCAUUGGCCAUAUCGUCAAUGGCGUUAACGACUACAGGCGGUUUGGCGGGUGGUAAUGCUGGUAGCGGGAUGUCAUCAUUGGCUGGCGGUGGUGGUGGGUUGUUGGGAACACAACCACCGAGUCCAUUGAAAUAUGAAAGAGAAUUCCGUCCAUUGAAUAAUCGACCAAUGGUAUCGAUAAAUAAUAAAGGCUGGAUGUGGGUUGCUGGUAUACAGGGCUGUGCUCCCACCCUAGAAGAGGGCAUGCAAAUUGCCAUUAACUCCCUACGUUCCUUGGCCAUCGAACACAAUUAUGAAAUGACUAAUUAUUGUUAUAUAACUCUCUAUGUGCGUUCCAUUAGUGAAUAUAAAAUCUUGAAUCGUAUUUACGGCCAGGCUGUAAAUUUCCAAAAUCCACCAACACGCGUCUGUGUGGAAUGUCCAUUGCCAGAAGAGUGUCAUGUUAUUAUUGAGGCCAUAGCUUUUAAAUCGCCACAACGUCGUCGUGCCACCAUUUCCAUACAAGAAUCCGAGACGGCGGAGUCCGCUGAUGUUAUGAACAGCAGUUGUAGCAGUAGUUCAAAUGAGUCCUCGCUCUGUAAACGGAAUACAAUGCAUGUACAAAGUAUAUCACAUUGGGCGCCAGCCAACAUUGGACCAUACAGUCAAUCCACCAAGAUUGGUGAGAUUACCUAUAUAUCUGGUCAAAUUGCUUUAGUACCUGGCAGUAUGACAAUCAUUGAAGGUGGCAUACGCCCUCAAUGUAAGUUAGCUCUACGCCAUAUCUCACGUAUUGCCAAGGCAAUGAAUGCCCAGGGCCAGCUACGUGAUGUCGUCCAUGGCAUAUGCUUUGUAACACAUCCAGCCUUUAUUGCCGAGGCCCGACGCCAAUGGGAACGCCGUACAACAAAUGCCAUAAUGGAUUAUAUUGUGGUGCCAGCAUUACCACGUGAAGCAUUGGUGGAAUGGCAAGUGUGGGCACAUACACACAAUGAUCGUUUUGAGUAUGAAGAGACUGGUUGCUCAAUUAGUGAUUACACGAUAUCAAUAAGAAGACGUUGGAAUUAUGAAAAUAAUUGUGCUGCUAUUGUUUGUUAUGUAUCAACAGGUAUGGCCUCCUCGACCACCCAACUAACCCAAUUAUCCGAUGAUGUCCUCACUAGCCAUUGUCGUUUGGCACAAAAUUUAACCGCUGAAAAUAUUGAAGAUAUUGUUACGUACGUUGUUAACCGUCUGCUGAAAGACUAUCCAUUGGCGAAGAGUAAUGAAAAUUUAAAUGUCACCGCCAAUUCCACAUCUUUGAAUAAUGGCUCACCGAUAAAUGCUGCCGCCGGUAAUAGUCCACCAACCAUUGCCGUACCAGCUAUACACCUAAAAGUGUUCUAUCAAGUAACGGCAACGCCAUCUAUUGAUUUACUAUUGACAACCCUAAAUGAUUUUCGUGAUAAAUAUUGUAAAACGGCCAAUAUAGCUUUUACGGUUAUACCAGCAUGCAGUUUAAAUAAUUUCAGUACUUUUCUUUCCAUUUGUGGUGUGAGACAUGAAUAG